This is a messenger RNA of Babesia bovis T2Bo, 851 nucleotides long. RefSeq names its product PIN_Fcf1-like RNA pre-processing family member. The transcript is spliced from 6 exons. Gene Ontology annotation, molecular function: small ribosomal subunit rRNA binding. NCBI's taxonomy places the organism in Eukaryota, Apicomplexa, Aconoidasida, Piroplasmida, Babesiidae. Gene Ontology annotation, cellular component: nucleolus; small-subunit processome. Bases 41 to 811 code for a protein of 256 amino acids. The record is from RefSeq and is a predicted model, not a curated record.
UUAUCGCAAUGUAAAACAACUAUGUUAUUUUCAAUUUGAAAUGAAGGCAAACAAGCACAAACGUGUCAAGCGAACUCUUGACUUUUAUCGCCAAUUAGUUAAUCUUACAGUACCAUAUCGCAUUCUAGUUGAUGGCUCCUUUGCCUUUGCAGCUCUGAAGCAUAAAGUUAAUAUUAAAGAGCACUUGACGGAGUUACUUGGAGAUACUACACAUACCUAUGUGACUAGCUGCAUCAUCGAUGAGCUACGUGGGAUGGGUGAGGAGAUGUCUGGAGCCGUUUUGGCUCUGAAACGAUGCCAAAGGCUUCGAUGCAACCAUCAACCAAGUGACAAAGCGCCCAAUUCUCGCCGCUGCAUAACUAGCGCAGUAUCUGAUGGGAAUCCUCAAAAGCUAUUUGUCGCAACACAAGACCAAACUAUGAUAUCAUGGUUACGUGAGAAUGGAUGCGUCCCUAUAUUGAAGUUUAACAACAACAUUGUAUUCCUUGAGCAUCCUCCACGCCACUCCCAACAAUACAAAGAUAUGGUGGAGAAAGAAAAGUUGCUUCCGAAAAAAUGGGAGACGUCUUUCUUGCCGGCGAUGAAGGAAGCCAAUAAACCUGUUACCAAACGCAAACCUAAGAAGCCGAAGAACCCCAAUCCCUUGAGUUGUCUAAAACGCAAGAAAAAGGCAGAUGUUAAACCCAAAAAGGUUGCAUCAUCAGACAACGAAACGACACGCCCUAAGCGUAUUCGUAAACGUCGCAAUAAGGGAAAUUCAACUAGUAGCACUACCGUACUACCAACCAAUGACGCAAACAAUGCUGAGUAAAUAAAGAUCCAUAUAUCGGGAUAGCUAGUGCACUGCAUAU